AUGGAGGCGGCCGCGGCACCCAGGAGGCACGCGCGGGGGCACGUGGCGAGGCCGCCCGGCGGCGGCGAGGAGAAGAGCCCGCCAGAGAGGACAGUGUACAUGGACUACAACGCAACCACCCCCCUGGAGCCGGAGGUCAUCCAGGCCAUGACGGCGGCCAUGCGGGAAGCCUGGGGAAACCCCAGCAGUCCCUACCCGGCAGGUAGGAAAGCCAAGGAUGUUAUCGACGCCGCUCGGGAGAGCCUCGCACGGAUGAUAGGUGGGAAGGCUCGCGACAUCGUGUUCACGUCCGGGGGCACCGAGUCAAACAACUUGGUAAUCCAUUCUGUGGUGACACACUUCCACAAGAUCCACACCUCAAAGGGGGACACAGCCGGGUGUCACAGCCCGGCAGAGGGGGCCCUGCCCCACAUCGUCACCUGCACUGUGGAGCACGACUCCGUCCGCCUGCCCCUGGAGCACCUGGUGGAGGAACAGAUGGCCGCAGUCACCUUUGUCCCCGUGUCCAAGGUGAGCGGGCAGGCAGAGGCUGACGACCUCCUGGCGGCUGUCCGCCCCACCACGUGCCUCGUGACCGUCAUGCUGGCCAAUAAUGAGACUGGUGUCAUCAUGCCCAUCCCCGAAGUCAGCCGGCGGGUCAGAGCCCUGAACCAGCAGCGGGCAGCUGCCGGGCUGCCUGUGGUCCUGCUGCACACGGACGCCGCGCAGGCCCUGGGGAAGCGGCGCGUGAGCGUGGAGGACCUGGGCGUGGACUUCCUGACGAUCGUGGGGCACAAGUUCUACGGCCCUAGGAUCGGAGCCCUUUACGUGCGAGGGCUCGGUGAGCAGACGCCCCUGCACCCCAUGCUGUUCGGAGGCGGACAGGAACGGACCUUCAGGCCAGGGACGGAGAACACCCCGAUGAUCGCCGGCCUCGGGACGGCUGCCGAGCUGGUGACCGAGAACUGCGAGGCUUACGAGGCCCACAUGAGGGACGUCCGAGACUACCUGGAGGAGCGGCUGCUGGCUGAAUUUGGUGAGAAAAUCCAUCUGAACAGCCAGUUCCCGGGAACUGAACGACUCCCCAACACGUGUAACUUCUCCUGCCGGGGACCCCAGCUCCAAGGCCGCUUGGUGCUGGCGCAGUGCAGGACGCUGCUGGCCAGCGUGGGGGCCGCGUGCCACUCGGACCACGGGGACCGGCCGUCCCCGGUGCUGCUGAGCUGCGGCAUCCCCUUUGACGUGGCAAGGAACGCGCUGAGGCUCAGCGUGGGCCGCAGCACCACCCGGGCCGAGGUGGACCUCGUGGUGCAGGACCUCAGGCAGGCCGUGGCCCGGCUGGAGGGCCGGCCUGGUGCUGAGGCCGCCUCGUAGGCCGCCUUCGAGGGCUGUGCCAGGGUGACUCCCGGAGCGUCUGAGGGGGGCUGACGGCUCCCCCGCAUGCGGCUCAGCAGGAAGUGGGCCCACGGGCACACAGGCCCAGGACACACUGACGUGGGCCCGUCACUGACCCUGCUGCCCAGUGGCCAGGUUGGAGUGGAAACUGGCUGUGACCACAGUCCCUUCGGGAAGCCCGUGGAAGGUGGCAUUUGUAUCAGGAAGCUCAGGUCCUAGUGUUAUAGUGACUGUCGUCAGGGGAACAGGAAGCCGGGGGUUCUGUGGCCAUGGCCUCCUGUACGUUUGCAGAGCGCCAGUCUCUGCGCCCUCCCCGCGGGCCCUGCCCAGCCCUUUCCGAUGGCCAGGCCCUGCCAGCUGUCCCCGCUCCCCAGCCCCGCCCACCCCGCAGGACUCCGGCCUCCCCACCGGUCACCGGGCGCCUGUCUUCCCUUCAGGGGUUCGCUCGGGGUUGCAGCUCGCAGGCACUGUCUCCACCGAGGCUCGUGUGCCUGGUCCCUGAGGUGGGAACCGUGGCCCACGCACUCCCACCUGGAUGUGCCUGCAGGACCCUCCUCACAAGUGCUCUGAGCUUCUCACGUCAGGUGUCGUGUCUCUCGGAGGCCACAGCAGUGACGUUGAUCCACACCCACUGUGCGGUCUGUAGCGCGGACAGCGACAGGAGGGCAUCGCGGAACCAGCGUCGGUGGUGAA
Molecule: messenger RNA, 2067 nt
Organism: Molossus molossus (Pallas's mastiff bat)
Lineage: Eukaryota; Metazoa; Chordata; Mammalia; Chiroptera; Molossidae
Gene: SCLY
Product: selenocysteine lyase
Exons: 12
Coding region: 1-1353 (450 amino acids)
Source: RefSeq, a predicted model, not a curated record